CCUCUCACCAGUAAAAGCAGAAGAAGGUGAAGCAGCAGCAACACACUGACACUGUCUGAGCAACACAACGAUGCGACAAACCAGCAACAUGCGUCUCUUCGUGGUACUGGUGGUGAUGGUGUUCGAGCAGCUGAUGGUGCUGACCUCUGCCCAGUCCCGGUGUGACCCCCUGACCCAGUAUGACCACGCCGGCCAGUGCUGCACUAGGUGUCCUCCAGGAACCAAGAUGUCGAGUCAGAGCUCGUGUUCCAAUCCUCAGUGCACAGAGUGUGGACCCCAUGAAUAUCAGGAUCAAUACACCACAGAGUCCCAGUGUAAAGUUCAGCCGUACUGCGACCCGAAUAAAAACAUGGAGGAUUCCCAGCCAGCGAGCAAGAAGAAGCUAAGCACCUGCAGCUGCCUGAUGGGGUUCCACUGCUCCAGUGGCGAGUGUGUUACCUGUGUGCCGCACACAACCUGCAAACCAGGACAACACGCCAAGUCCAUAGGAAACCACAGCCGGGACACCGUGUGUGAGAGCUGCCCCGAAGGCUCAUUCUCCACUAGCACCUCGUGGAACAGUGUGUGUGCGAAGUGGACAGAAUGUACGAGUGGAUACCAGGUCCGGGAGAAGGGAACCCACGUGUCUGACAUCGUUUGUGAGAAAACUCCGCGGCACCAGGGAGGUCUGAUUGCGGCUGCUGUUGUUUUUGGAAGUGCAUUGUUUGUGUUUUUACUUGCGUGUUUUCUAUGCAGAGCAGGAGACACGAAACAACGGGCAAAGGGCUGUUUGGAAUCGUGCCGCGGGGACCGGGAGAAGCUACCGAGGGCACCCAGCCCGAUGUUAUUCACUCAGGUCGACGAGACUGAGAGCGAUCCUGAGCCGCGGCUGUCCCAGGAGGACGAAGACAUGAAGAUGCCAGAGGAGAACCUGGAGGAGGAGAGGGAGGAGCUGCUGUCGGAGGGCGUCCUCAGUGAGAACGGACAGUUUGUGACACAGGAGAGAGGGAAAGACUCGAUCCAGCCCCAGCAGGAGACACAAGUGCAGACGAGCAUGGACUGAAAAUCCUCUUUCUGAACUGUAUGUAGAUGGGAAUGUAAAACGUUACGUCUCAUAUUUCACUUGCACUUAAUUCUCCUCCUGUAAAUAUAUACAUAUAAAUAUCACAUGGUGUCAGUUAUAGAAUUGAAACCUCUGCAGUAGUGUAGAGGAUAUUAGAGUGUUGCAUGCUACGGGACUUUAAUGUAUUGUUUUUUAGGGGUUUUGUAAUUUAUGGGCUGUUUUACAUUUUGUAUUUUAGUUUGUACGUGUGUUCUCUCCCUCUUGUGUAUUAUAAUGUGUUUCCAGCUAUAAAAGUGUCAAUAAUAAAGUGUAUAAUGGCG
Platichthys flesus (European flounder) is the source of this 1362-nucleotide messenger RNA. RefSeq names its product CD40 molecule, TNF receptor superfamily member 5 (gene cd40). Gene Ontology annotation, biological process: positive regulation of tyrosine phosphorylation of STAT protein; cellular response to tumor necrosis factor; immune response-regulating cell surface receptor signaling pathway. The record is from RefSeq and is a predicted model, not a curated record. Gene Ontology annotation, molecular function: CD154 receptor binding; antigen binding. The transcript is spliced from 9 exons. Bases 71 to 1042 code for a protein of 323 amino acids. Gene Ontology annotation, cellular component: CD40 receptor complex; external side of plasma membrane. Lineage: Eukaryota; Metazoa; Chordata; Actinopteri; Pleuronectiformes; Pleuronectidae.